Messenger RNA from Geodia barretti, 1516 nucleotides. NCBI's taxonomy places the organism in Eukaryota, Metazoa, Porifera, Demospongiae, Tetractinellida, Geodiidae. The record is from the annotation of a GenBank genome assembly.
UUCGUCACCUGCUGGCCUCAGCAGCGUUGAAAAUCCGACAAUGGCUGCUGUAGUGCCGUUUCUCUUCCUGGUAUCGCUCUCUCGUCUCUUCUCGAGCUCCACAGCUUCUCUGCCCACCCGCGAAGAAUACAUCGUCUAUCGCGAGCUCGAAGACCAGCUCCUGACGGGGGAAGACGCCUCCUUCAAGCUCUACCAGCUCUCUGACACCUUCUACCCGAAAGUCGGGCCGCCUCCUAUCUGCGUGCCCAUAACCUACACCCUCACCUGCCCCAACGAGACCAUCAUAGACAACUGCACUAGCGACCCGAUACCCUGCGACGACUCUGACGGAUUCAAGGCAUCGUAUCUCUGGUCUCAGUACGACUUGAGCACGGCCAUCGGGCCGGUCCUCCUCUCCUACGUGUGGAGCGGCAUCAGGCUGGUUGGGUUUGCCUGGGAGGAGUCGUGCAACCUGGACAACGAGUUGGAGUUUGCCCUGGACAUUGCCAACAUCUCCUGCAGGAAUGGGGGGGUGAUAAAGGAGGCGCUCAAGGCACUGACUGCAGUGGCCAAGGCGUACGCCAAGAACCAGGGCCGCGGUGGAUCGCUGGUGGGACACUCCGAGACAAAGGGCUAUGCAGUGGAGUGGGACCAUAGCGACAGAGAGGCCGACAUUUUCCACGCAAGCCGCUACACCCUCGUCCUCAUGGUGGUGGUUCUCAACCUCUUCAUCUUCCUCAUAGCGUCCGCCAUGACCAACUACACCUACGACGCAGUGUACGAGAGCAUUGUGCACAAGAGGAACCCAAACUACCCCAUCUUCUGGUCGUUUGUGGUGCUCACAUUUGUGUGGAACGUGGGGCCAUCGUGGCUCGUGCUCUCCAGGCAAAGCAACCUGGUGACCUAUUCCUUGCCUUUUAUGAUUCCACUGGAGCUACUGGUGGCUAUUCUCAUCAAGAAAAAGUCAGAUUUUCCCGUCCCUCUCCUCUCGUCUCGGGGCUGUUCGAAACACGUCGGCUACUUUUUCAGCUUCGAUAGGACAAUCGUGUUGGCCUGCUCAUACUGUGUGAUAUCGCACGCGGGCCAGACACUGGCCAUAUGGACCAUCCUAGUAUUCCUCACCUUCCUAUCCUACUACCUGGCAGCCAUCAUCAUAGCGUUCUACCUCUACCCGACACAAGUACUCGUGAAAGUGGUCUUCCUCAAGGCGGUCGCCGUGUGCGUUGUUCUAAACGUAGCCCUCCUCUUUUCAAACAGCAAGUUCAAGUGUGGCUGCACGUGGAAGUCUUUCAAGGUCGACUUGGGCUAUUUCGUCAGGGUUCUUGCCAUUGCAGCGUUCCUCCCAGUCUUUGGUUUCCUAGCCUUCAUCGUUGGCGGGAUCCUCUUCACGGGGUCCCAGCAGACCUCGGGUCUACAGAGCGUCCUAACGCUCCUCCCUUCUCUCGUCCUCGUGUUUGCGGCGUGGUUCACAAAGGGUAGUCUCUUCCCGGCUGGGACAGACGAGACGGACUUGGAGUCAGAGGUCAUCAACGAACUG